GAAGUCAAGAUGGCGGCCCACAUGUCCCGGUGUAGGUCUUGGAGUCGUGUUCAAAGGUGUGGUAUUGCGGCCUACAGGAAGUACAGCAGCGGUGGAGGCUACCCCAACAUUUCGCUUUCUUCGCCACUGCCCGGAAUCCCCAAGCCCAUGUUUGCAUCUGUGGACGGGAAGGAAAAGUAUGAAACCCGGAUAACCGUGUUAGAAAAUGGCCUCAAGGUCGCUUCACAAAACAAGUUUGGGCAAUUCUGUACUGUUGGAAUAUUAGUCAACUCCGGAUCCAGACAUGAAGCAAAGUAUCCCAGUGGAAUAGCACACUUCUUGGAAAAACUUGCUUUUUCUUCCACAGCUCAGUAUGGGAGUAAAGAUGAGAUUCUGCUCACACUGGAGAAACACGGAGGGAUUUGUGAUUGCCAAACAUCCAGGGACACCACCAUGUAUGCGGUGUCUGCCGAGGUGAAGGGCCUGGACACGGUGGUCAGCCUUCUGGCCGACGCCGUCCUCCAGCCUCGCCUGCUGGACGAAGAGAUGGAGAUGACCAGGAUGGCGGUUCGAUUCGAGCUGGAGGACCUGAACAUGCGGCCGGACCCCGAGCCUUUACUCACCGAGAUGAUUCAUGCUGCGGCGUAUCGGGGGAACACGGUGGGACUUCCCCGCUUCUGCCCGUCGCACAACGUGGACAAGAUCGACAAGGGGGUGCUGCACAACUACCUGUCUGCCUACUACCGGCCCGAGCGCAUGGUCCUGGCCGGAGUCGGUGUGGAGCACGAGCGGCUGGUGGCGUGCGCUCGCCACUACCUGCUGGGCGUCCGGCCCGUGUGGGGCGACGGCGUGCCGGCCCCCGUCGACCGCUCCGUGGCGCAGUACACGGGCGGCAUUGUCAAGAUGGAGAAGGACAUGUCUGACGUGAGCCUCGGGCCGACGCCCAUACCUGAACUCACGCACAUCAUGAUCGGGCUGGAGACGUGCUCCUUCCUGGAAGACGACUUCAUCCCGCUGGCGGUUCUCAACAUGAUGAUGGGUGGCGGCGGCUCUUUCUCGGCGGGAGGACCCGGCAAAGGCAUGUUCACGCGCCUCUACCUCAACGUCCUCAACAGGCAUCACUGGAUGUAUAACGCAACGUCGUACCAUCACAGCUACGAGGACAGCGGCCUGCUGUGCAUCCACGCCAGCGCCGACCCCCGACAGGUCGCCUCCGACUUCUGUCACAAAUCUAACGCAUUAUGUUCAUACUUACUUCAACUCGCUCCUGCAGGUUCGCGAAAUGGUGGAGAUCAUAACACGGGAGUUCAUUCAGAUGACAGGAAUGGCAGGAGAGGUUGGAGCAUGGAGUUGGAGCGAGCCAAGACGCAGCUGAAGUCCAUGCUGAUGAUGAACCUGGAAGCCCGGCCAGUCAUCUUUGAGGACGUCGGCCGCCAGGUGCUCUCCACGGGCAAGAGGAAGCUGCCGCAUGAACUCUGCUACGCUCAUAAGCGAGUGACUGCCAAGAUGCUGCGCAGCAAGCCGGCCGUGGCGGCUCUAGGGGACCUGACGGAGCUGCCGUCCUACGAGCACAUCCAGGCCGCUCUGUCCAGCAAAGACGGACGCUUACCGCGCACCUACCGCCUCUUCCAAUAA
Messenger RNA from Phycodurus eques (leafy seadragon), 1614 nucleotides. It is a transcript of the gene pmpca, whose product is annotated as peptidase, mitochondrial processing subunit alpha. The coding region runs from base 10 to 1614 and encodes 534 amino acids. The transcript has 12 exons. The record is from RefSeq and is a predicted model, not a curated record. NCBI's taxonomy places the organism in Eukaryota, Metazoa, Chordata, Actinopteri, Syngnathiformes, Syngnathidae. Gene Ontology annotation, cellular component: mitochondrion. Gene Ontology annotation, molecular function: metal ion binding; metalloendopeptidase activity.